AGGGGGUUCCCAGAAAAUACCUCCUCCUGCUGUUCCUCAGCUCUAUCUCGUGAAUAUCAAACAGUCGCCGUCUCCAUAUUGGAAGCAGACAUCGGAAAACACGGGAAAACAUGAAGAGGCAGUUUUUGACGAUCGCUUAAACGCACAGAUGUCGGCGUUCCCCGCUAACGUUAUAGCUCCAGGAGUUUAAACGCAAUCGCGCGGGUCAUUUAUUCAGCCUAAAUUUUGAGGCUUCAUGGUCAGCUCGCUAACGCUAUCUUAUAUUAGCAAUCCAGCCUCCAACUAUUUGUUUAGCCAUUCGGCGCUGGCGCAAUUGAUUUUUGUUAUGCGCGUCAGUACGGGCUGAUUGAUCAAAUGUGUGUCCGCGACGCGUAUUUUAAUGCAACAAAACGCAAAGAUUAGUGGUCGGGUGCCGUCCGUUCGCCCACGCUAGCCUGAGCGACAGCAGUCUGCUGCUGGCUGGAGAUCUGCCAUUAACUCGACUAACGUUAGCUGUUAGCACAACCUCAAACACGGACACGGCCACAACUCGCUGGAAAAAGGAGCUAACAUCUCGUUUCCAUGGACAGCACGUCCAUAAUAACACAGGUGACGAACCCCAAGGAGGAGGAGAUACUCUCGUCAAAUGCUGAGAAAGUUUCGCUGUCUAACAGCAGUCUGAAGAAGAAGAGGACUCGCAGCAUCUUCAGCUCAUUGUUCUGCUGCCUGAGAAGCUACGAUGCCGAGCCCCCCACCACCCCCAACAACAACAGCAGCCCUCUGCCCCCACCCGUGGAAGAGAACGGAGCUCCACCAAAGUGUGACCAGGUUGAGGUCAUCCCUAUCCCCAGUCCUCCAGAGAAGUACCUCCUCCCUGAAGUUAACAUAAACGACUUUGGGAAGAAGUGUGUGGUAAUAGACUUGGAUGAGACACUGGUGCACAGCUCGUUUAAGCCCAUUAGCAACGCUGAUUUCAUCGUCCCAGUGGAGAUCGAUGGUACAGUGCAUCAGGUGUAUGUGCUCAAAAGACCUCACGUUGACGAGUUCCUGCAGAAAAUGGGCGAGCUGUUUGAAUGUGUGCUUUUCACAGCCAGUCUAGCCAAGUAUGCUGACCCGGUUGCUGAUCUGCUGGACCAGUGGGGUGUGUUUCGGACGCGACUCUUCCGGGAAUCUUGCGUUUUCCACCGAGGGAACUACGUCAAAGACCUUAGUCGGCUCGGGAGAGAGCUCAGGAACGUCAUCAUUGUGGACAACUCCCCUGCUUCCUACAUUUUCCAUCCUGAAAACGCUGUUCCCGUGCAGUCGUGGUUUGAUGACAUGAAUGACACGGAGCUCCUGGACCUGCUGCCUUUCUUUGAGGGACUGAGCAAAGAGGAGGAUGUGUACGGUGUGCUGCAGAACCUGAGGGGCAGGUAGCAGUCUGAGCCGCAGUGUUUCGGCUCCCAGCGCCUCUCUCCUCCAGCCUGCAGUCCUCACCUCACCCACACCACCAGGAAAUUAACAGACUUUGAACAUUUAAUGGACACUCAAAUAUUUCUCUUUUGAAAAGUGCUUAUGAUAAACCAAAAAAAAUCAACAACUGCUUUUUCUUUCCCUUUUUUGAAAUGAAAUAUCCAAGUCAUAACCAUUCUCUGAGGUGUUGCUAUGCAGGUAGAAAUCCGUAGGGUUAAAGGACUGUGGGGUUUCCUCUCCAACCCAACAAAGUGCCUUUUUUGAAUGUCAUUUUUACGGGGGAAAUUAACAUUUUGUACACAACAUAUUUCCAGAGAACCUAAUCUUUACAAGAAUUAUAUGCUUUAAAAUGGAGGCAGGUCGGACUCUUUUUUUUUUUUUUUUUACAAAAGCACUGUUAAAGAGGCCAGAGAUUUUUAAUUAUGUAAGGCUUGGUACACGUCUCCAUCUUUGUUCUUCUUGUGCUCCUUUUAUUUUGCUUUAGCUUGUGCCAUUAUAUAGACUGAGACUAUUAUCUAGACUUGUAUAUGUUUAGUUUGUUUUUCUAAGCGCAAAGGAAUGCAUUUGCACUUGUUGGGAUACUCGUCUCCUAUGCCACAGCCUCUUUUGCCAACUGACCCAGAAGAAACAAUCUUGAACCGAAGAUUGUAUCGUGCCAAUCGCUAAUAUUUGUCUCGUGAUCUGAUGCUGAAGUACAUUUGUGUUCAGCAAAAAGGCCUGACACUAAUAUUGGUGCCGGAGACAAAUGUUUGAUCAUCCCAGUUGACAACAUCGAGUUUUAGCCGCUUGUCUUUUUUGAAACUUUAACGUUGAUCUAAAUGCCUUUGGGUGAAGUAGCCUAGACAUCCACUGCAGUUGUUCCCCCCAGGUAGUAUUUUUAAGGGGAAGUGUCCUUUAUGGAAACCAAGAUGCACAAUUGCAAAUGUAUCCCUUUUAUCAUUUUUAAUUCUUUUCUGCUUGAGUCGUGAGUUAUUGAGAAUUGAUAAAGGUCCAUCUUUACGUUUUUAAUUAGUUUUAACUUGUUACACCAUACCCUGCUGCUACCACGGUUUACUACACUACAAAAGACCUCCCUGUAGGGUACCACCAGUACCAGCCCAGGGACGAGAGCACUGUGCAGCUCGUGCCAGAGCAUCGUCCAAAGGCAGAACAGACACAGUAGGACCCUAAAGGGUUUGUUCUUGUCCUCUCUUGAGGAGCUAAGCAGAGCUCUUUUCUCCCAGUGAGAUUCUGAGGGGGUUUAAAAAAGGUGUUUGGCGCAAGCUGUGCAGACUCUCCAUCACCGCAGUGCCUAAGAUGAGAGUAGCAGUGGCGGGAUGUCCCGCUGCUGAACAGGCAAUAACCUCUCUCUCUCUCUCUCUCUCUCAGCCCAGAGUCCACCACGUCACAGUUUGGUCACCUCACAUUGUUCUUUGUUUUGUUUUUUUUCUCCAGUCUUUCAUCAUCUACCUCUCUUACUCUCUUCAUCCUGUUCUGUGACGGAGAGCGAUUCAUUCUCACGUCUUCUGUCAGUAUUUGAGACGUAUGCUCAUGUUCGCCCACACCUGCUGUUUUCUGCUUGUUGAAGUGCUGUACAGCCUCUUCAAUCAAUCGUCGGCGCUUUCAAAUCUGCUGGAUAUUUUGCCUGCCAAUAUUUCAGAUUUCUAGCUUUUCUUUCUAAUUGUGAACCACAAUACUUUUCACACGUGCAAAUUUCACCUUUUUUCUUUGAACACGGUAGACUCCCGGUGAUCUGACAGGAUUGAAACACUAUCGGUUUUGCUCACAGUUGAUGAUGUUUGCUUCUGUUCUCGGUGUUAUUCACGCCUGAACUGUCAAGUGCUGUUUGUAAUACACCAUGUUUUCUUAAAUAUCUCAAGUGGUUACAUCCAGUUAAAUGAUGCCUUAUUUUCUUUGAUAUGUUUUUCAGUAAGCCAUACAAGACACUUUAAAUGGGCCACGGAUUGACUCGGGGGUUUGAAAUCAGUUUGGAAAGGCUGUACAGUGCUGAUGUUUGGACUAGAUUUCAAGCUGAAUUGAUUCAUGGUUGUCGUAAGUUUUCUUCCGGACUCUGACGUGUUCUAUUAAAGCACCUUUUUAAAAAA
Messenger RNA from Carassius auratus (goldfish), 3515 nucleotides. RefSeq names its product CTD small phosphatase-like protein. The record is from RefSeq and is a predicted model, not a curated record. The transcript is spliced from 8 exons. Lineage: Eukaryota; Metazoa; Chordata; Actinopteri; Cypriniformes; Cyprinidae. The coding region runs from base 562 to 1395 and encodes 277 amino acids. Gene Ontology annotation, molecular function: RNA polymerase II CTD heptapeptide repeat phosphatase activity.